AUGCCUGUUGGCCCUCAGGAGCAUUCGGUAGUCCAGACUGAGAUACUGCCGGCGGUUUGUUUUGGGCUAUACACAGUGCACUGUUUGAUGAGGCUGGUAACACCAUAUAUAAUUGCACCAACAAUAAGUGCAGAAACAGAAGCAGCAAUUUUUGUUGUUCGGGCGAGCACGAUUCGUAACUGCUUCAAUUUGGUCUCCACCAAACAUUCUAGCCAUACCAAAACUGCAAUCGGAAUUAUGGAUAAACCAUCUAGCUCUUCACCAAAAAAAAAGAAGACUAGAGGUGUCACAGCAUUGCUACGUUUCAUUGCCAAACUUCCUGAUGGUGAAAAAUACCAAAUUGAUUUUGAUCCUGAUACCUUCCAACCCAUUGGUCAGUAUGCUGCAAAGUUUAAAAGUUAUUUGUCAUUCAUUGCACGUAGCAAGGUUAGUAUAAAUGAAAAGCAAUGGAAAAAGAUAAGCGAUAAGUUGAAGGACGUGAUAUGGGACGAUAUCACGUGUAAGUUCACUUGCCCCACUGAUAAAGAAUUUAGGAAGCAUUGGUUUGUUUAUAUGGGGGAACGAUUGAAGCAAUUUAAGACAUUGCUCUCAAAUGUCUAUAUAUUUGGGAAAGGAGAUAAGCAUGGAAAUACAACUCCAUUUGAAAAGUAUAAAUUUAUCAAAGAAGAAGAUUGGGAUUUGUUUGUCCAGACUCGACAAAAAGAAGAUUUUCAAGAGAAAAGGCUAAAAGGAAAGACACAUGCAUCAAAGAAUAUCCACCCUCAUAUUUUGUCUCGUGGUGGUUAUGAAAAACUUAGGGCCACCGUAAUGGAAGAGAGGAGGAAAAAAGUGAUUGAAGAGGCCAAAGGAAUAAUAAACAUAAUAACAAAAUAUGAGAAAAAAGUUCGGGAGGGCCCUCAUGGGCAUCAACAAGAUAACGGAUGGGCAUGUGGAUAUUAUGUCAUGAAAAAUAUGUUUGACAUUAUUGAUGCUUGUAUUGUUGAAAGAUUCAAUGAGAUAUUCACAGACACCUCAUCAUAUGAAAAAGAGUCAAUUGAUCACAUCCGACAACUUUGGGCUCAAUUCUUUUUGCAAAAGGUUGAAGAGCAAGAGAACCAGGAAAAGAAAGAUUUAAUGACAAAACAGAAGCGAUUAAAAAAAACUUAUAUAUAG
Messenger RNA from Lathyrus oleraceus (garden pea), 1152 nucleotides. RefSeq lists its product as uncharacterized. NCBI's taxonomy places the organism in Eukaryota, Viridiplantae, Streptophyta, Magnoliopsida, Fabales, Fabaceae. The coding region runs from base 1 to 1152 and encodes 383 amino acids. The transcript is spliced from 7 exons. The record is from RefSeq and is a predicted model, not a curated record.